GUGAGAGCUGUCCGGUGCUGAGGGGGGAAGAUGAGCUCAGCGCGCGCCGGGGGGGCAUGUAACGUCAGCAGUCGGCCGGAGCAGGGAAAGACUGUAUACACACCCACUAAGUGUUUAUCGCCGCUUAAGCACUGAUACACGCCGACACACAUUAAUAAUGGGCAGUUAAUCGGUUCCGUGUGACUAAGCUCCGCUUUUUUUCUUACACGAUUCACGAGUGCCUCGGCAGCAUCCCGCGCCCUCCGCUUGGCUUGAAAUGGGAUGAUAUGGGAUUUUUCAUGUCGACGAAGAUCGCAGGGAUUCUUGCGUUUGCCUUGGUAUUCUUUUCCCUGAUGGAUUCAGGAGACUCCGAUGUAGAUGUGAAGUGUGAGAACAUUUAUAAGGACUUUUCUGAUUGUGUCCUGGAGCUGGGAGAUAGCAUGGACAACUAUCAGGAGAACGUGACCAGCGAGAGGGGAGUGGAAGCCGUGUGCAGCCACUGGGAAGCCUUCCACACAUGUGCCCUCACAGCGUUGUCCGACUGUCAGGAGGAAGUCAGCUCCAUCUGGGAGACUCUGAGGCAGGACUCCAUGAAGAUGCGCUUCCAGGGUAGUCUGUUCGAACUGUGCAGCCCCAGCUCCUCGCCCAGCAUAAGUUCACCUCUUGCUGCCCUUACCCUGCCCCUGAUAGGCGUGCUGAUCAUGACUGGGCCCAACUGGUGCCCCGUAUAAAUCCGGGGCGGGGGUGGGGGUGCAGGAGAUGAGAGGGGUGAUGACGAGGGCCUCAAAUUCCUCUGGGUUCGGUCCUCCUGAGUUCAAACUUAAAGCCAAGGAUUUAAGAGGGAUGAGUGAUUAAAUAAUGAGGAUUAUUUUGACUCAGAGCCACGCGGGUCUGUGGCUAGCCAAUCAAUAUUUGCUGUAAUGAAUAAUGUUUGAAAUCUCCUCAAAUACUUCAGCUUGAUCUUCCCUGACGUCUAGAAACUAGUACUGUAUUUGAGAAAACUAUAUUUCAGCCAACUAAUCGGUCCAGGCAGACUAAAGCAAACAAGCCAAGUAUUCAAGGGAUUUCA
Anarrhichthys ocellatus (wolf-eel) is the source of this 1048-nucleotide messenger RNA. RefSeq names its product neuritin. The coding region runs from base 267 to 710 and encodes 147 amino acids. The record is from RefSeq and is a predicted model, not a curated record. The transcript is spliced from 3 exons. Gene Ontology annotation, biological process: neuron projection extension; nervous system development. Lineage: Eukaryota; Metazoa; Chordata; Actinopteri; Perciformes; Anarhichadidae. Gene Ontology annotation, cellular component: plasma membrane.